AUGGCAGUCUUGGACAAGUUUAACGCCGUCAUAGGGCGCAAGGCCAACAACGAGGCCGCCGAGGACCCCGUCACAGUCGCCAAUGCGACCGCCGACGAAAAGGCCCACGACGGCAUCCCUCCCGAGGAUGUCGACCUCAGCGAUGCUCCCACUGAGAAUGCCCAGCACGGUGUGAGGGCCGCCGAGGCCAUCACCCUCACCUGGACCAAGUGGUCGCUGGUUGCCGUCUUCAUCAACAUGUGGUUCAUCUACCUCGUCAACGGUUUCCAGUCCAAGGUUCUCGACACCUUGACUCCCUACGCCUCCAGCGAGUGGGAGUCUCACUCCAUCAUGCCCGUCAUCAGCACCGUCGCCUACAUCAUGACUGCUGCCGUCUACAUCCCCCUGUCCAAGAUUCUCGACAUCUGGGGCCGAGCUGAGGGUUUCCUCCUCAUGGUCGUCUUUGCCACCAUUGGUAUGGCCAUGAUGGCUGCCAGCCGCAACUUUGCCACUUACUGCGCUGCCACUGUCUUCUGGCAGGUUGGCUGGUCCGGCCUCACCUACAGUAUCGAUGUCAUCACGGCCGAUUCCACUCAGCUCAAGAACCGAGGUCUCGCCUACGCCUUCACCUCCUCCCCUUACAUGGUGACUGCUUUCGCCGCUCCCAAGUCGGCCGAGAAGUUCCUUGAGAACGUCGACUGGCGAUGGGGUUUUGGCUGCUUCUCCAUCGUCCUCCCCGUCGUCGCCGCUCCCAUGUACUGCAUCCUCAAGUGGCACCUCCACAAGGCCAAGAAGGCUGGUCUCCUCGUCCGUGAGGACAGCGGCCGUACCUGGCCCGAGGCCAUCGUCUGGGGUGUCAUGGAGUUUGACGCUCCCGGUGCCCUGCUGUUCGCCGCUGGUGCUGUCAUCUUCCUGCUCCCCUUCUCCAUUGCCAGCAUGGCUCCCCAGGGUUGGGAUACCCCUUAUAUCAUCGCCAUGAUCAUCACUGGCUUCGUCGUCCUCGUCAUCUUCGGUCUCUACGAGCGCUUCGUGGCCCCCAAGCCCUUCUUCAAGUACCAGUUCCUCACUGACCGAACCGUCGUCGGUGUCUGUUGGUUGGAUCUCAUCUACAUGAUCGGCUACUACUGCUGGGCCAGUUACUUCAACUCGUUCCUCCAGGUCGUCAACAACCUGGGCCCCGCCGAGGCCGGUUAUGUUGCCAACACUUUCGAUAUCGUCUCUGGCUUCCUCCUGUUCAUCGUCGGUUGGGGUAUUCGCAAGACUGGUCGCUUCAAGUGGCUCCUUUGCGUCGGUAUCCCUCUGUACAUCUUCUCCCAAGGCCUGAUGAUCCACUUCCGUCGUCCUGGUCAGUCCAUCGGUUACCUCAUCAUGUGCGAGGUCUUCAUCUCCAUUGCUGGAUCCGUCUUCAUUCUGUGCAUGCAGAUUGGUAUCCUCGCCGCUGUUGACCACCAGCACGUUGCCACUGCCCUCGCCGUCCUGAGCGUCACUGGUAACAUUGGCGGUGCCCUCGGAAGCACCAUCUCUGCCACCAUCUGGACCAACACCUUCUACAACAAGCUUCUCCAGUGGCUUCCCGAGAGCGCCCUCCCCGAGGCCGAGAACAUUGCUGGCGUCAUCGAUUACCAGCUUGCCUACCCCAUGGGCUCUCCCGAACGCCUGGCUAUCCAGCGCGCCUACGGCUUCGGCCAGGCUAGAAUGCUUGCUGCCGGAACCAGCAUCAUGGUCCUUGCCUUUGCUACCAUCUUCCUGGUCAGGAACUACGACCUCCGGAAGCUUCGCCAGACCAAGGGUAUGAUCUUCUAA
Messenger RNA from Fusarium keratoplasticum, 1782 nucleotides. RefSeq names its product MFS domain-containing protein. Gene Ontology annotation, molecular function: transmembrane transporter activity. The record is from RefSeq and is a predicted model, not a curated record. The coding region runs from base 1 to 1782 and encodes 593 amino acids. NCBI's taxonomy places the organism in Eukaryota, Fungi, Ascomycota, Sordariomycetes, Hypocreales, Nectriaceae. Gene Ontology annotation, biological process: transmembrane transport. The transcript is spliced from 4 exons.